AUGGCAGAGGAAGACGUUGCCGAAAAGGCGUCGCAGGAAAUCAAGGCGCUGUUGCGUCGCUUGGAUCCAGAGAAAACAUCUCACAAGGAUCGUAUUCGUCGUUUGACCAAGUUCAAGAACUUUGUCAGCGGAGAAGCAGGCGAAGUUCCAGAAUUUUAUGAUGAUGAUAUUCCACUGCUCUUGCUCGGAAGUGCAGUUCCUGCUGCAUUGCUAGGAGAUGAUACGGACAUCUUAGGUGAAAAUGUUAUUGGUUUGCUACAAGCUGCAGGUUCUCCUAGCGUGGAGCAUGACCAGACGCUGAAAAGAAGUGCUAGACAUGCCAUGAGUCUGCUGAAAUAUCUACUCUGCGACUUUGUGGAAGAUGGUGACGAGGGAGGAGAGAACAGUCUAAAUUUAUUCGCCCAAUGCUUUUGCAGUUUACCGUUGGAUCGCUAUCAAUUCAUGUCUUUAGACUUGCACCUUGUCGGAGAUGAGCGUGGUGGAGCAAAGGACGACGCAUGCGCCAUUAUGGUUCUCUUGCUGUGCAAUCACGUGCAGGAAGAUGGCGAAACCCCUUCGCCAUUGUCAAAGGAAGAUUUGUUGAUGGACCCCAGCGCCAUUGAAGCAUUUGAAAUCUGGUGCGCUUCAAAUGUUUCAAAGGAUCAACGCAAAAAAAUAAAGAAAAAUGCCGAAAAGCGUACAGAAGCUUUGGCAGAUGUGGACGAUGAGUUGGAGAAUGAAUACGUCGAAUCUGAUGGUGAGGAAUCUGACUUUGAUGAAGACGAUGACGGCGCCUUUGCUGAAAUGAAAAGGAAGCGGAAGGCUGACAAGAAGGCUGUCAUGGAUGCGGUGCAUUCUGGAGAUAUGUCAAAGAGGAGAGGACCAGCGUUGCGCUGGGAAGAUUCUCAACUGUACAAGGAGCAGCAAGCACGUAUUGCAGCCCAUCAAAAGAUGCAGGAACAAGAGGGUGGUGGGUUCCACGACACUGUGACUGAUAAUCUCAGAUUGGCUCAAGAAAUGGCUGAACGUGAAGAAGAGAAGUCAAAGAUUCUGAGAAAGGAUCCGCUGGGGCUUCAGGGUGCCGAUUUCGAUUUGCGUACAAUAGAAAAAGAGCAGGUCGACCAUCUUGAACAAGGCUUGUUGGAAUUGCAAGAAGAAAUUCGAAAGGGUGAUGUAGGAGGAGAGGAUAGCAACGUACUGCGGUCGAAAAAGGAGUCCCUGGAAUUUAUCUUGGAUGGAAUCGUUGGAGUUGGCGGAACCAGCGGAGGUAUUUCUGGAACAGGACACAGCGUUUUGCCAACUGAGGCUCAGUUUGAUCCAAUUCUGUUCUUGACAUUGGUGCAUCGAAAUGCAUCAUAUGACGAGCUCCUUGGAUCCAUGAACCGAUUAAGCACUGAUAUUCACAACCAGAACGUGCAACUGCAGAGUAUGGUGCGAGAAAAUUUUGCUCUGUUUCUUCGGUGCGCGGAUGGUAUCGAUACAUUUAAUGAAACAACACUUUCGCAAGCAGGCCCUGGAUUGGUAGAUCGUCUAAAUCGACAGGACGCACUAGCCGAGUCGUGUGCACACCAAGCCAAGAAAUCUUUCAAGCCUCUAUUGGAUAACGCCAAUGAGGUCCGAAAGGUUCAGUCUGCGCUUGCUGUACUUCAGCGUGUUGCCCCUAUGUUGCAAGCACCAUAUCUAAUGCGGCAACAUGUUGAGAAUGGGCGUUUUUCGUCGGCCUUGAAAGCUUAUCGUCGCGUCUUGGUGAUCGACGAGCACUGCAACAUUGAAUUGCUCAAUCACGUGAAAGACCAAGCCGCUGAGUGUGCUAGGGAAGCCCGCAGAGAGCUCGAAGGUCGUUUGGCACAAGAUAAAACGUCUGUGCAAGCUCUCAUCGAUGCUAUUAGAGAUCUGGGUGAAUUGUUGGAACUAGACAUUCCGCAUGAUCCAAAGGAGUCAGACAAGGUCGCCAAUGCCCGUUACAAGGUUCCGAACAUGAAGUCCGUCGGUGUCUUCUCAAUUGGUGGUAUAUUGGUCAAUAUCAGAGACCAUCCUCCUGCCUUGGCCUGUAUGCUUCUUCAAGCAGCCCACUUUACUCAUUUGGUCACUACCACCAUCGAAGAAGCGGACAACACCACAAUCAGAAUUUUCGAGGGUGAAUCGCUUUCUUCACAAAAAUUGGAUGGCGAAAAGAAAGAGGAUAAGCCGGAGCCAGCCCCAAAGAAGACUACAUCCAACAAUCAGUGGAAGUAUGAUGUUCUGGAAGCCAGAAGCAUCGCAACCAUUAAGGCGGUCGAAGUAAUUUCUCUUUGGCUGCCUAGAUUGUUGCAAGUCGCCCGAGCAGCUCAUGAAGACGAGAAGCGACGAGCCGCAAGAGUAGCAAAGCGCAAUGCCACUGGGGUCGCGUCGACUUUGUCUCCCUUCGAAGUUCUCAUUACAAACGUAGCACCUUCGAUUUCAAGAGUUGUAGAACAUGCGGCUUUCUGUGGCUUGGGCUCUGCUCCUCGUGGCUCUGGAAUGGAAAUCAAGAUGACAUUUGGCAAGAGGUCGCCCGAAAAGCUUCGUGCCCUGCUGAAAUCUCCACUUCCCCCUUCUCAGAGUUCGCGAGUUGGCAAGGAAUUGGCUGACAUGGUCAAGGUACUUGGUGAUAGCAGUGGUAUUGUGAAUGAAUUGCGUCCAGAAGAUGCUGCUGGGGCUUCCCAGAAAGUCUCCCCCUUGGAUGUGUGCAAAACUCUCGGUGACCAAUCGGUGAUGACAAUUGAGCGACGCCGCUGUAUUUACGCGUUUGAUAUCUGUGCGAGAGGUUGUUCCAGCAGGGCAACUGGUUCCGGGAAAUUCGAUGCUGAUGCUCUCUUGACUUGCCUCAAGACACUCUCAGAAGAGUUGACUAGGCCUGACCAAUGUGCUAGCGAAGUCGAAAAGGGCUGUGAACUUGUCAUCCGAAAAUGCUGUGACGGAUUGGCAAGUUACGUACGGGAUCGAGGUGACGCCGCUCGCCUCAGCGCGGUAGCAGAAUGUGCGGAUGUGUUACUGAAUCGGAUGGCAGAUGUUGUCCGCGAAGUUGGUAACCUAACAAACAAUGCAGAGACUGUAGAGGAAGUCAUGAUGGAAGAUAUCAUGGGAUUGGAAGGUGCCAUGUUUGAUGAUUUCUUGGGAAGUUUGCGAUUCAAUGUUACCUCGUGUUGCCGUAUGGGUUGGUUGGACGUCAAAUCGGAGAGCAAGGCAGCUGCAAACGAUAGUCCUUCAAUGGGUUUUCCUCCGUACCUUUCAGCAUCGCUCCUGGCCAUUGUCCGCUGUCGCGCUCAAGUAGAACAGGCACUUGGGGACAAGGUUCGCCGAUCUGAGGGUGCUGCAUACCAGCAUAUUGCGAUGGCAACAGUUGCAGAAGCAGUUGCCGAGGGAAUUUGCGAAGAGAUUGUUCAGCGCAAGACCAAGCUCCGAGUUCGCCAAGCCGAUAGAUUGGCGAAUGAGCUGCAGUUCUUGUUGAACACACUAAAGAGGUACUUGAAGCGAGAGACAGUGAAGCUAGUCGAUACAACGCGAGCAAUGCUGGUAGGCAAGUCCGGACAGAACGGUGCAUCAGCACCAGAAGGACUUGCGUCCUUGGAAGAACUUGAACGGCUUGGACGGGUCUAUGUCCUUUGCCUCGGAGAAUGA
Messenger RNA from Cylindrotheca closterium, 3618 nucleotides. The record is from the annotation of a GenBank genome assembly. NCBI's taxonomy places the organism in Eukaryota, Bacillariophyta, Bacillariophyceae, Bacillariales, Bacillariaceae.